CACCUAUUGUUAAAAGAACUACAGGGCAAUAUAGAGCUCACGGACCAAGAAGAAAGCAAAUUAAGCUUUAAGACAAUUUUCUUUGGCCAGAUAGGGGAAAAGAAAUCCCAUCUCUGAUCUCAGGACCUUUCCACCAUGGAAACGAUAUUGGGCCAAACCCUGUGGAUGUUGGUAUUUUACUUUUGCAUUUCAAUCACGUUGUUAUUCCUCGGGUGGAUCCUUUACUUUAAUAUCAUCGGCAUGCAUAUCCCGCCAGGAAUCAGCCAGGGGAGAAAACUGCGCCUUCUCUAUUUGUUUGUAAGAAUUCUUUUCGGACUGGCCAGGAUUCUGGAUAAACUUGGCAUCUGCCAUGAAUUUUUCAUAUGGAGGCUCCUUUGGAAUGGAAUACAUCCCAGGAAACCAUCUGACUUGAUUGUCAAGGAAAUGCUUUUUGACAGAGUGCCGGUGAUGGUCUGUUGUCCCAAAAGAGCAAGUCCAGAGAACAGACGAGGACUUGUCUGGAUCCAUGGAGGAGCAGGCUUGUUUGGAAGCCCCCGAUCCCACGAAAGGCUGUGCCACUUCAUUGCCCGGCAAAGUGACACUGUGAUCGCAUGCAUCGGAUACCCCUUGGCGCCAGAGCACCCCUAUCCAGCUCAACAACUCAGCUGCUACACUGCCGUAUCACAUUUUCUGAAGAAUGCGCAGGACUACGGGGUGGACCCGAAACGGAUCGUGCUGGCUGGCGACAGCAGCGGAGGCACACUUGUUGCCAGCACUGCUCAGCAACUUCUGAUGACAAAGGACCUGCCACAGCCCCGGGCCCACAUACUAAUCUAUCCUUUCCUACAAGGCCUGGAUUUAAAUUUACCUUCUUACCAGCAAAACCAGUUUAUUCCCCUCUUAGUCAAGAAAGAGGCUGUUCGUCUUGCCACAGUUUAUCUGUCGGGAACUGAUGCCGGGGUCAAUGAAAUUAUGGCCAAUGCUCAUGUCCCGCAGGAACUCAUGGCAAAGUAUCAGAAAUGGAUCAGUGCGGAACAUAUUCCGGAGGAAUUUAAAGGCCGGGGUUACGUGCCGUUUGUACCUGGUCCGUUUUCAGAAGAUCUUUUCCAAAAAUACAAAACAGUUUUCGACCCCAUAUUUUCCCCACUCCUGGCGGAAGAUGCCGUCAUCCAGCAGUUUCCAGAGACUUUCCUCUUAACCUGCGAAUAUGACAUUUUCCGAGAUGAUGGCUUGCUCUAUAAGAAGAGGCUGGAAGACAAUGGUGUCCCUGUCACCUGGCUUCACCUCAAGGACGGAUUCCAUGGGAUCACCUCGCUGAUAGAUAUGGGGUCAAUCCAGUUUCCAAGUACGAGGAAGAGUAUGAAUAGUGUAAUCCAAUUCCUAGAACGAUUCUAGAAAUCAAACAGCCUCGUUCCUCUUCCUUGUUCAUCUAGCCCUUGCCUUACAGAUCUGGAUCUGAAGAGGUUAUACCCUAUAAUUUCAUUCAUCUGUCCUGCUUAACUGACCUGAAGAUGGUCCACCAACCCUUUGAAGAGACACAUCCUUGCCCUCUCCAGCUCGUUCAUAGCCCACCACUCAGGUAGCCUGGUGUCAGGCUGUGCAGGAAACGGUGGUUUUCCCUCUUACCCAAAAAAGAGAAUUUCCCAUAUGACAGUCUAAGUGGCACCGAGGAACCAUUGGGAGAGUGGCCAGACGUCUAACUUUUGCGCUCUCCUCCUCCCUAUAGUCAGGACAGUGGUCUUUGGAAUAUCAAACUUGUGGAGAAUGUUGAACAUGACAGCACAAGGAAACAACAGCCCAUCACCAGCCAUCAACACCCCAAUGAACCAAUAGGAAGGCAUCACAUAAUUGCGACUCACAGAAUGGCCCAAAGUGCAUAUAGGUAGUCCUCGACUAACGAUAACAAUUGAGCCCAAAAUUUCUGUUGCUAAGUGAAUUUGCCUCAUUU
Crotalus tigris (Tiger rattlesnake) is the source of this 1927-nucleotide messenger RNA. Its product is annotated as arylacetamide deacetylase-like 4. The transcript is spliced from 4 exons. Gene Ontology annotation, biological process: triglyceride catabolic process. Gene Ontology annotation, cellular component: membrane; cytosol. NCBI's taxonomy places the organism in Eukaryota, Metazoa, Chordata, Lepidosauria, Squamata, Viperidae. Gene Ontology annotation, molecular function: sterol ester esterase activity; triacylglycerol lipase activity. The record is from RefSeq and is a predicted model, not a curated record. The coding region runs from base 136 to 1374 and encodes 412 amino acids.